GGGGAGGUCCAAUCGACCGGUGGACCCAAAUCCCGCGAGAGCGAGUGGCGCCUAGCGACCGACCCGGCUCGGGAACGCUGGGCUGUCCACGUUGGCGUUGUCUCCCCGCCCGCUUCGCCUCCUGGGGGUCUCGUGCCCCCACCCGGAAGAAGAAAGGCUCAGCAUGGAGACACCGGAGGAGUCACUGUUAGCUCCGGACGGCCUUCCUUCAGACCAGGCUCCAGCUUCAGCCCAGCGCUCUUCUCCCACUUCCCCGAUGGAUAAAAGCACAGACCCUGAACUGAUACCACCGCACCCCGAUGGGGAGGACCCGCCCCGGAUGUCCCCAGAUCCGUUGACUGGCUCAGUUGUGUCCCAGGAGCAGGAGGAGAGGGACCCAGUUUCUUCCUCCACCCCCCUGGAAACAACGCCUAUUGAGUUGAGCCCUCAAGCCGAGGAGCAAGAACUUUCUGAAAAAGUGAGCCUUCCAGCCCUAGAAACGAACAGGCCAGAGUUGGAGCCUGAAGAAGCCAUGGAAGGUGUGUCUGAGGAUCCCGUUCCAGAGGAUGAGGGAUACACCACUUGGAGCUACAACUUUUCCCAGAUACCUCGGUUUCUCAGUGGUUCUUGGUCAGAGUUCAGCGCCCAGCAUGAGAACUUCUUGAAAGGCUGUAAGUGGGCCCCUGAUGGUUCCUGCAUCUUGACCAAUAGUGCUGAUAACAUCCUGAGGAUUUAUAACCUACCCCCAGAACUGUACAAUGAAGGGGAACAGCUGGAAUACACAGAAAUGGCCCCUGUCCUUCGGAUGGUGGAAGGCGACACCAUCUAUGAUUAUUGCUGGUAUUCUCUGAUGUCAUCAUCCCAACCAGACACCUCCUACGUGGCCAGCAGCAGCCGGGAGAACCCCAUUCACAUCUGGGAUGCAUUCACAGGAGAACUCCGAGCUUCUUUUCGCGCCUACAACCACCUGGAUGAGCUGACAGCAGCCCACUCGCUCUGCUUUUCCCCUGAUGGCUCCCAGCUCUUCUGUGGCUUCAACCGCACUGUGCGGAUUUUCCCCACGGCCCGACCUGGCCGAGACUGUGAGGUCCGAGCCACAUUUGCUAAAAAGCAGGGGCAAAGUGGCAUCAUCUCCUGCAUAGCUUUCAGCCCAACCGAGCCCAUCUAUGCGUGUGGUUCUUAUGGCCGUUCCCUGGGUCUCUACGCUUGGGACGAUGGCUCCCCUCUCGCCUUGCUGGGAGGGCAUCAAGGAGGCAUCACCCACCUUUGCUUUCACCCUGAUGGUAACCGCUUUUUCUCCGGAGCCCGCAAAGAUGCUGAGCUGCUGUGCUGGGACCUCCGGCAGCCAGGUCAUCCACUGUGGUCCCUGAGUCGAGAGGUGACUACCAACCAGCGCAUCUACUUUGAUCUGGACCCGACCGGGCAGUUCCUGGUGAGUGGCAGCACUGGUGGGGCUGUCUCUGUGUGGGACACCAGCGGAACUGGGCCUGAGGGCAAGCCGGAGCCAGUGCUGAGUUUUCUGCCCCAGAAGGACUGCACCAAUGGAGUGAGCUUGCACCCUAGUCUACCUCUCCUGGCCACUGCAUCUGGUCAGCGUGUGUUUCCAGAGCCCACAGAGAGUGGGGAUGAAGGCGAGCAGGAAAUGGACCUUCCUCUGCUCUCCAUGCGUCACAUUCACCUUGAAUGUCAGCUUCAGCUCUGGUGGUGUGGAGGGGGGUCAGACACUAGUAUCCCUGAUGUUCAGUAGGGUGAGAAGGGACAGGAUGGAGGACAGGUUUGUAUUAAAAUGUUUUCUGUGAUA
Condylura cristata (star-nosed mole) is the source of this 1780-nucleotide messenger RNA. It is a transcript of the gene WRAP53, whose product is annotated as WD repeat containing, antisense to TP53. The record is from RefSeq and is a predicted model, not a curated record. Gene Ontology annotation, biological process: Cajal body organization. The transcript has 11 exons. Gene Ontology annotation, molecular function: protein binding; RNA binding. Lineage: Eukaryota; Metazoa; Chordata; Mammalia; Eulipotyphla; Talpidae. Bases 164 to 1726 code for a protein of 520 amino acids. Gene Ontology annotation, cellular component: Cajal body.